This is a messenger RNA of Nerophis lumbriciformis (worm pipefish), 1980 nucleotides long. NCBI's taxonomy places the organism in Eukaryota, Metazoa, Chordata, Actinopteri, Syngnathiformes, Syngnathidae. The record is from RefSeq and is a predicted model, not a curated record.
AUGGGCCAUCUCCUUUCGAAAAAUGGUUACCGUCUGAAGAAGAAGACACACAAACAGCAUCACAGGAAGAAGAAGAAGAGGAACUGCUUCCUUCAGGGGCCUUGCAUGCUGUGCUUCAUAGUCCAUAGCAGCAGCAGCAGCAGUGGCGUUCUUAACGAGGGCAGCGAACCAUUAGAGGCUGGUGUCAACGGCAACGUGUGCCGCCACAACAAUAUCAACGUCCCGGGUGUCGGCGCAGUUGGAAUCAGUGCGGCGCCCACUAAGCUCGCUGAGCACUACGCCACACUCGCCUCUCCUGAAGACCGCUCCAAAUUCCUCCUCUCCCCGCCAGAGUUAGCGAUUUGGGAAGGGACGGGAAGGAGCCUGCUGUCAGCUGUUCCGGCAAAACUCAUUCCACCUCCGGCUCUUUUUCGAACUGCUGGCGUGUCUGUGACUGUGCCCAUUCCCGUGCCUGUCCCCAACUGCACUUGUGAAUACGUUGAGAUGGUGUGUAAGCGGAAGUGUUCCGAGGUUCAGAGGUGCACACCCUGCAACAAGCAGCCACGCUGUGCCUUUUCUGCCCCUGACGGUAGCUUAGAUUUAGAGAACGGAGGGGUGGGUGCAAGUGCGGGAGAGGCUUCCACGAACUCGCAAACAGGCCACUGCCCUCUUCCAAUCUGUCCUUUGCCCUCUUCCUCCUCUUCUCCAUCGUCAUCCUCUUCCUCGACACCGGCUGAAGGCUGCUGCGGACCGUCUCUCAAGAUUGAUCCGCCCCAAAGCUCGGACUCAUCACCAGCCAGCCCACAGCAGUAUGACGACUGCCAGGCCAGAGGAACUGAUGCUGCUGAUCCUUUAAGUAUCAACCACCUGCCUUCUUCAAUCCUUCUUAAGGUGCUCUCGCACUUGACCGUGAAGGAGCGUUGCCUGUGCGCCUCUUUGGUCUGCAAGUACUGGAGGGACCUGUGCUUAGAUUUCCAGUUCUGGAAGAAAAUAGACCUCAGUGGCCUACAGCAAGUUAAUGACGAGCUGCUAGCAAAUAUAGCGUCUCGAAGGCAGAAUGUGACUGAGAUAAACAUCUCAGAUUGCAGGGCAGUCCAUGACCACGGUGUGUUCUCCCUGGCUUCUCAGUGUCCUGGCUUGCAAAAGUACACAGCAUAUAGGUGCAAACAGUUGGGGGACAUAUCCCUGGCCGCUUUGGCGGCACACUGUCCUCAGCUGGUGAAAAUUCACGUGGGAAAUCAGGACAGACUGACAGACAGGGCACUCAUAAAGCUUGGUGAGUGCUGCAGUGAGCUGAAGGAUAUUCACUUAGGUCAGUGUUAUGGUAUCAGCGAUGAAGGCUUGGUGGCUUUGGCCAAAGGAUGCCCCAAACUGCAGAAAUUGUACAUGCAGGAGAACAAACUGGUGACUGACCAGUCAGUGCGAGCGGUUGCAGAACAUUGUCCUGAACUGCAGUUUGUUGGUUUCAUGGGAUGCCCUGUGACGUCUCAAGGAGUCAUCCAUCUCACCACUCUCCGCAACCUGACCGUCUUGGACUUGCGGCACAUCUCGGAGCUGAACAAUGAGACGGUGAUGGAGGUGGUGAGGAAGUGUCGCAAUCUCAGCUCACUCAACCUCUGCCUUAACUGGAGCAUCAACGACAGGUGUGUGGAAAUCAUUGCCAAGGAGGGGAGGAGCCUGAAGGAGCUCUAUCUGGUCUCCUGUAAAAUCACCGACCAUGCUCUGAUAGCCAUAGGCCAGUAUAGCAGCACCAUAGAGACUGUGGAUGCUGGCUGGUGUAAGGACAUCACAGACCAGGGCGCCAUGCAAAUAGCAGAGAGCAGCAAAUCACUACGCUACCUGGGCCUCAUGAGAUGCGACAAGGUGAAUGAAGAGACAGUGGAGAGGCUGGUGGUCCAGUACCCUCACAUUGUGUUCAGCACGGUGAUGCAGGACUGCAAGAGAACCCUGGAGAGAGCUUAUCAGAUGGGCUGGAGCCCCAGUGCUUCGAACGCCUCAUAG